Knipowitschia caucasica is the source of this 1332-nucleotide messenger RNA. NCBI's taxonomy places the organism in Eukaryota, Metazoa, Chordata, Actinopteri, Gobiiformes, Gobiidae. The record is from the annotation of a GenBank genome assembly.
AUGUUCCGAGUUUUACACAGCGCUGCUUUCAGACCAGUCUGCUCCCAGAGGCUGCUGAAGGACGCGCGGAGACUGCACAGCACUUACGAUGUGGCCAUAGUGGGAGGUGGCAUCGUGGGUUUGGCCACUGCCCGAGAACUGAUCCUCAGACACCCCAACCUAAACUUCAUCCUGGUGGAGAAGGAGAAGGAACUAUCCGUCCACCAGAGCGGCCACAACAGCGGAGUGAUCCACAGCGGCAUCUACUACACCCCUGGAUCUCUCAAAGCUCGCCUCUGCGUCCGAGGAGCCACUUUAGCGUACGAAUACUGCGACAAGAAGAACCUCCCGUACAACAAGUGCGGAAAGCUAAUCGUGGCAGUGGAGCAGGAGGAGAUUCCCCGGUUAAAAGCUUUAUAUGAACGAGGUCAGAAGAACAACGUCCGCGAUCUGAGUUUAGUCGACGCUAAAGGAAUCCGGGAACGAGAGCCUUUCUGCAGAGGCAUCAUGGCGCUGGACUCGCCGUACACUGGCAUCGUGGACUGGAGGAUGGUGGCACUGCGAUACGGCCAGGACUUCGAGGAGGCGGGAGGUCGAGUCGUCACAGAGUUUGAGGUUAACGACAUCUCAACGGCAACGGAGAGUCCGCAGGGAACCGCCGAAGGAAUGGUGCAUCCAAUUGUAAUUAGAGACACAAAGGGGGAGGAGGUGCGCUCGCGGUUCGUCCUCACCUGCGGAGGUCUGUAUUCGGACCGUUUGUCUCAGAUCUCCGGCUGCAGCAGAGAACCAAGGAUUGUCCCGUUCAGAGGAGACUACCUGGUGCUGAAGCCAGAAAAGCACUACCUGGUCAAAGGAAACAUCUACCCUGUCCCUGAUCCACGGUUCCCGUUCCUGGGAGUCCACUUCACUCCCCGCAUGGACGGCAGCGUGUGGCUCGGACCAAACGCGGUUCUAGCUUUUAAACGAGAGGGAUACAAACUGCUCGACUUCAACGCACGAGACAUGGUGGACGCCUUGUCGUUCAGGGGGCUGCAGAAACUGGUCUUGAAGAACAUCACUUAUGGUUUGGGAGAAAUGUACAGAGGCUUCAACAUGGCUGCACAAGUGAAACUGCUGCAGAAAUACAUCCCUGAGAUGUCUGUCAGCGACGUGCUCAGGGGUCCCUCUGGGGUCCGCGCUCAGGCCCUGGACCGUGGGGGGAACCUGGUGGAUGACUUUGUGUUUGACGGAGGAGUCGGGGACGUGGGGAGCCGAGUCCUGCACGUGAGAAAUGCCCCGUCGCCCGCGGCAACCUCCUCUCUCUCCAUAGCGGAAAUGGUCGCCGACGAGGUGGAGAAGAGAUUCGAGCUGUAA